Messenger RNA from Magnolia sinica, 2030 nucleotides. Its product is annotated as RNA polymerase sigma factor sigA-like. Gene Ontology annotation, biological process: regulation of DNA-templated transcription; DNA-templated transcription initiation. Gene Ontology annotation, molecular function: DNA-binding transcription factor activity. The record is from RefSeq and is a predicted model, not a curated record. NCBI's taxonomy places the organism in Eukaryota, Viridiplantae, Streptophyta, Magnoliopsida, Magnoliales, Magnoliaceae. The transcript is spliced from 10 exons. The coding region runs from base 282 to 1805 and encodes 507 amino acids.
GGCAUUGCAGAGCAAGCAGAUUUUAGAGGAACGAUCACAACCGUUCCUUGCUAAGGUCCCCUGAGGCUUUUCUUUAUGUUUGGCUUGCUGGUUUUUAAGGCUAAUUAGUGGUCGUUUGGCUCCCUCAGGAAUCUUAAAUGGUCUUCAAGUGAACUACUUCUUGCUAGCUUGUGAUUAAUCCUGUUAUAAGCGGCACUCUUACAGCUUAAAACUCGGGUGACAUGGUUUCUGCUCAACAAGCUUCGGAAGUGUAAUGGUAAUACAUAACCGUGAGAAGCCAUAUGAUGGCUACAGCUGCAGUUAUUGGGCUAAGUGCAGGGAAGAGGCUGUUGAGUUCUUCGUUUUAUUCAUCUGACCUCAACGACAAACUCUUCUCUGUCCACGAGCUUGGAGUGACGCAAUUUCAGGCUGCCUCAGCUAAGAAUGUGAUAAUAGCAAAAAAAUCUAACAAUUUUGGCCCUGGAGUUCCAUCUAAUCGGCAUACCCAGACAAUUAAGGCUCUUAAAGAACAUGUGGAUACUUCCUCUGUUCCUUCCACUGAUGAGAGCUGGCAGCAGUGGACUGACCUCUUGGAGAAGGAUGGAAACCACAACGAAUCCUCACUAGAAGUCCUAAUUUUGCUGCAGAAGUCUAUGCUGGAAAAGCAGUGGAAUAUUUCUUUUGAUCAGGCAGGAACUUUGGAUGCACCUGGAGGAGUCAACAAGAAGAUACAAAUAACUGGUUCAGGGACAUCUGCUCGGCAACGGAGAACAAAUUCAAGGAGAAAAGCUAUCAAUCAAACUGCUUCAUUAAUGCUGCCAAGUAGAAGGAAGCAUCCUCGUUCUAUUAUCAGUCCGGAACUGCUACAGGGUCGUUUAACUGGUUAUGUAAAGGGCAUAUCAAGCAAGGAUUUGCUCUCCCAUGCUGAAGUCAUACACUUGUCAAAUACAAUCAAAGCGGGUAUUUCCUUAGAAGAACACAAGUCAAAGCUGCAGGAAAGAUUAGGGUGUGAGCCCUCUGAUGAACAACUUGUCUCUUCUUUGCGGAUGUCGCGUGCUGAAUUACACUCCAAAAUGAUUGAAUGUUCAUUGGCGAGAGAGAGGCUAGCAAUGAAUAAUGUCCGUCUAGUCAUGUCCAUCGCUCAAAAAUAUGAUAACAUGGGGGCUGAACUGGCUGACCUUGUUCAGGGGGGUUUGAUUGGAUUACUGCGUGGGAUAGAGAAAUUUGAUUCUUCAAAAGGGUACAAAAUAUCAACUUAUGUAUAUUGGUGGAUUCGUCAGGGUGUUUCAAAAGCUCUGGUUGAGAAUUCCAGAACGCUAAGAUUACCCUCACAUUUGCAUGAAAGGUUGAGCUUAAUUCGGAAUGCAAAGAUUAGAUUGGAAGAGAAAGGAAUAACACCCUCCAUAGAUAAAAUUGCAGAAAGCCUGAAAAUGUCACAAAAGAAAGUCAGGAAUGCUACAGAGGCAAUCAGCAAGGUCUUCUCUCUCGAUAGGGAAGCCUUCCCUACACUAAAUGGCCUUCCAGGAGAAACUCUUCAUAGCUACAUUGCAGAUAACAAUCUUGAGAACAACCCAUGGCAUGGAUUUGAUGAGUGGUCACUCAAGGAUGAAGUGAACAAGCUUAUCAGCACAACCCUGGGUGAAAGGGAGAGAGAUAUAAUACGUCUUUACUAUGGCCUGGAUAAAGAAUCUCAUACAUGGGAAGACAUUAGUAGACAGUUUGGCUUAUCAAGAGAACGAGUUCGGCAAGUUGGGCUUGUUGCCCUGGAGAAACUAAAACAUGCCGCAAGGAGAAGAAGGUUGGAAGCCAUGCUGGUGAAGCAUUGAUUUGGUAUGUAUUUUAACUCUGUAGACAUUAUGUAAUGACUGUAUAUAAAGAAAGAAAAAUGUGCAUCUCCAAUUUAUUUGUUAUUGGAAAUAAUUACAGAAGAAAAGAAGAAUUUAGAGCGGGAUUGGACCCUGAACCUUUGAGUGAUGGGAUUAGAAACACUGAUCAAGUGAUUGUAAGAUGAAAUUUUUUGUGUAUGAUAUGAAGAGAAAUUCUAAUCUCUA